AUGAAAACGAGGGGAGCUUCGGGACUGAAUAUCUAUCUAUCUAUCUAUCUCAUUCUUUUCAGUAUCUAUCUAUCUAUCUAUCUAUCUAUCUAUCUAUCUAUCUAUCACAUUCUUUUCAGUAUCUAUCUAUCUAUCUAUCUAUCUAUCACAUUCUUUUCAGUAUCUAUCUAUCUAUCUAUCUAUCUAUCUAUCUAUCUAUCACAUUCUUUUCAGCAUCUAUCUAUCUAUCUAUCUAUCACAUUCUUUUCAGUAUCUAUCUAUCUAUCUAAUUCUUUUCAGUAUCUAUCAAUAUGUCUUAGUUUCCUUAAACUGACUGCUACUGUAACUGCUAAGCUGAAGAUCUAUCUAUCUAUCUAUCUAUCUAUCUAUCUAUCUAUCUCAUUCUUUUCAAUAUCUAUCUAUCUAUCACAUUUUUUUCAUAUCUAUCUAUCUAUCUAUCUAUCUAUUUCAGCCAAUUCAAUAUCUAUCUAUCUAUCUAUCUCAGCCGAUUCAAUAUCUAUCUGUCUAUCUAUUUCAGCCGAUUCAAUAUCUAUCUAUCUAUCUAUCUAUCUAUCUAUCUAUCUAUCUAUCUAUCUAUCUAUCUAUCUAUCUAUCUAUCUCAUUCUGCUUCUAUCUAUCUACCUAUUUAUCUAUUUAUUUCAGCCGAUUCAAUAUCUAUCUAUCUAUCUAUGUUUUUCCUAA
Acanthosepion pharaonis is the source of this 681-nucleotide messenger RNA. Lineage: Eukaryota; Metazoa; Mollusca; Cephalopoda; Sepiida; Sepiidae. The record is from the annotation of a GenBank genome assembly.